This is a messenger RNA of Podarcis raffonei (Aeolian wall lizard), 2226 nucleotides long. It is a transcript of the gene REPIN1, whose product is annotated as replication initiator 1. Gene Ontology annotation, biological process: regulation of transcription by RNA polymerase II. Bases 382 to 2004 code for a protein of 540 amino acids. Gene Ontology annotation, cellular component: nucleus. The record is from RefSeq and is a predicted model, not a curated record. Gene Ontology annotation, molecular function: DNA-binding transcription factor activity, RNA polymerase II-specific; RNA polymerase II transcription regulatory region sequence-specific DNA binding. The transcript has 5 exons. Lineage: Eukaryota; Metazoa; Chordata; Lepidosauria; Squamata; Lacertidae.
GACCGGGGCGCGCACCGCAGCUGGCCUCUCCGCGCGCCCCCCCGCCCCGCCCUCCUCUCUGACAGCUGGGGGGCUUUGGAGGGGGAGGACGGGGGAGAAGGCGCCCCCCUCCCGCCCCGGCGGCUGCAAAGGAAGCUCUGGAGGAUGGCCGGAGGGAGCCUGGCUCAGGUCAAGGAGGUCCCGGCGGGCCACUUGCGUGCCACACAGCUGCCGGGGUGACGGGGACCAGGCUUUGUGGCAGAGCUACGCUUUCUAUGCAGAAGGCUCCCUCCCCGAUGGCAUCGCCAGGUGCCCGUGGCCUUUGAGGACGUGGUGGUCUAUUUCUCGCGUGAGGAGUGGGCACAGCUGGCAGAAUGGCAGAAGGAGCUAUACCAAGACGUAAUGGCAGAGAAUUACGAGCUGGUCUCCUCGCUGGAAUGCCUGCUCUCUAUCCCUGAACUGCUCUCCCGGCUGGCGCGGGGAGAGGCGCCCCACCCUGCUGCAGACCCCCCACCCUCUGCGGGAAACGCCGACUCCCCAGCUGACGUGAUUGAGACACAGCCCCAAAAGGCGCCGGACACCCCAGUGGCCUCCGAGGGACCCGGUCCAGACUCGGCAAAGACCCCCCGCCCUCGGGCUGCCAAGAAGGGCCCCAAGAGAGGGGCGUCGCAGGCCACGCAGGAGCCCUCGGGGGCCGGCCGGGCCCCUGCAGACCGGUCGAAGACCCCCAAGCGGGAGAAGCCUUUCAAGUGCCCCAAGUGCCAGCGCCGUUUCCUGGGCCGCCUGGCGCUGACCGCCCACCGGCGCCUGCACGUCCGCAAGUGGCCCCGGCCGGGCCCCCAGAGCGCGGGAAGGGCCCCCCAGGCGCCAGAGCUCGCCGUGCCCCAGGAAGGCCAGCCGGGUGCCAGCCCCAGCCCUUUCCCCUGCAGCCAGGGCGAGGGCACCCUGCCCUUCUGGCCGGAAAUGGCUCUGCACCAGCAGUCUCCUCUGACGCAUGGCUUCAACCCCUGGUCUCUGGGCUACGGCCCCCAGCCCUUGCCCGGCCACCAGGCGCCCGGCCUGCCCGGCAACGGGGAGUUCAUCUGCGACCAGUGCGGCUGGAGCUUCCAUGGCUGGGAGGAGCUGGUGACGCACCAGAUGGCGCACAUGGCGGCCGAGGGCAUUGCCGGCUCCGUGCCCAAAGCGGGAGCCCUGGCACAGCUGUCGGGCGAUCGCCCUUAUGCCUGCGCCCAGUGCGGCAAGAGCUUCCGCCACAAGCCUAACCUGCUGGCGCAUCGGCAGGUGCACACGGGCGAGCGCCGCUACCAGUGCCAGGAGUGCGGCAAGUCCUUCGGCAGCAAGGCCUACCUGGCGUCGCACCAGCACAUCCACACGGGCGAGAAGCCCUACGUGUGCGCCCAGUGCGGCAAGAGCUUCCGCCACAAGCCCAACCUCAUCUCCCACCAGAAGAUCCACACUAGGGAGCCCCUGCCGCCCAGCCACCCGCUGGACGCCUUCGAGGGAGACGCCUUCCAGAACCCGCGCACCGCGGCAGACGCCCUCGGGCUGGACGCCUUCCGCCGGCCCCUGCCACAGCCGCCAGUGCCGCUGGUGCCGACCGAUGCCCGCCUGGCCUGUGCGCAGGGCGACACACCUUUGCCGCCGCUGCCCAGCGUGCUGCCGCCGCCUCCCGCGGCAAUGGCCGAGCGCCCCUUUGUGUGUCCCGUCUGCGCCAAGCAGUUCCGCUGCAAGCCCUACCUGGUGGCGCACAUCCGCAUCCACACGGGCGAGAAGCCCUACGCCUGCAGCCGCUGCCCCAAGCGCUUCUCGCAGAAGUCCAACCUGGUGUCUCACGAGCGCCUGCACACGGGGGAGAAGCCCUACGCCUGCCCGCUCUGCCCCAGGGUUUUCAGCCAGGGCUCCAACAUGCGCGCCCACCAGAGGAGCCACAGGAACGUGGCCGCCCCCGGAGAGACGGGCGUCAGCCUCCGACAGGGGUAUGUGGUGAGGCAGAUCCAGCCGCCCCCGCCGCCUCCGCCAAACUAGGCCUCUGGGGCCUGUUCCUCCAUAGUUGGGCUGGCCGCUGCCUCUUGGCCCUCCGCCCUCCCUGCCUGCCUGCCUGCCUGCCUGGGAAUCGUUCCUGCAUUGCAGCGGGGUUGGGCUGGAUGACCUCCGGGGUGCCCCUUCCAACACUACAGUUCUAUGGUGCACCCGUGUUUCCAUUUGGUGCGGUUCAUGAAUUGCAGCGGGGUUGGGCUGGAUGACCCC